AUGCGAGGUCUUAUACCUCCAAGAGGUAAAGGCUUGAGUAUUUGGGAUCGAUUUACACAUUCAUCAGGAAAGAUUCCCGGCAACGCCACGGGAGAUACAGCAGCAGACAGUUACCACAAAUACCCGGAUGACGUUAAAUGUAUACAACAACUUGGGGCUAAACACUUCAAACUACAACUGUCAUGGAGUAGACUACAACCAACAGGCACGGGUAAUUUAAACGCUAAAGCUGUAGAACAUUAUAAUGGUGUUAUCAAUGCCUACAGAGAUGCAGGUGUCCAUCUUAUGGUAGAGCUGUAUCACUGGGACCUACCUCAGACUCUACAGGACAUUGGAGGAUGGCUUAAUCCGGAUAUCAUACAGACAUUCAAAAACUAUAGUGAUCAAUGUUUUGAGACAUUUGGAACUAAGGUUACACAAUGGAUUACAUUCCAUGACCCCUACACGUUUGUAUAUGGAGGAUACGGACGGACAGACAUGGCUCCUGGUAUUGGUGGACCUGCAGAAUCUGUAUAUAAAGCAGCUGUCAAUGUUUUACAGUCUCAUGCUGCAGUAUUCCGACUGUAUAAAACAGUCUAUGAAACAACACAAAGAGGUCGUGUUGGAAUAACCUUACAAUCAAACUGGUAUGAGACUGGAGAUAAUACAUCUAGAGAUAGAGGACUGCAGUUUGAUAUCGGCAUGUGGGCACAUCCCUUGUUCUACGGAACGUGGCCCGAAGAGAUGAAGCCAUUCACAACAAAGUUCAGUUUGACAAGUCCCUACGCGGUGCAAGGCACUCUUGACUUUUUGGAACUUUUAUAUGUCGGAACUAUGUAUGCUAAACCGGUUGCAAGAAUAGAACAACCGUUCUCCUCAUUCGAUAACGACAAAGGAUUACAAAUCUAUGAAUACAGGUCUGAUCCUGAAACAGCUUCAGGAAUAAGAAAAGUCUUAAAGUGGGUGAAUGAUCAUUACCCUGGUAAAGAGAUGUAUAUUGCUGGGUAUCUAGGUCGACCGAGAACAGGACGUAACUCACUUGAGGACUCGGAAAAUGUCAUGUGGUAUCAAACGCACAUAAACCAAGUGCUUAAAGAUCCUAACUUACCGAGGAUUCCAAAAUUAUCGUCACACUACUACAAACAACUCAUUAUUGAUAAUGGGUUCGUCCCAGGUUAUCCUGGAAUAGGUGGAUUAUCAACAGCACCCUCUGAACAGACAAAUGACAUUUUGUAUGAGCGGUUCCCGGAUGAUUUUAUGUUUAUUACUGGUACAUCUGCGUACCAAGUAGAAGGUGGAUGGAAUAAAGAUGGUAAACUCAGGUGA
This is a messenger RNA of Mytilus trossulus (common blue mussel), 1305 nucleotides long. Its product is annotated as lactase/phlorizin hydrolase-like. The coding region runs from base 1 to 1305 and encodes 434 amino acids. Lineage: Eukaryota; Metazoa; Mollusca; Bivalvia; Mytilida; Mytilidae. Gene Ontology annotation, molecular function: beta-glucosidase activity. The transcript has 9 exons. The record is from RefSeq and is a predicted model, not a curated record. Gene Ontology annotation, biological process: carbohydrate metabolic process.